GGCUGGGGAGCUGGGGAGUGUCCGUGGGCGGGGAGCAGGGCCCCAGAGAACAUGCCGCUCGCCACGCAGCGCCCCGAACGAGCUUCUGUGGACCGCGACGCUAGCCGAGGGGCCCCGCGGGGAGCCAGCGGAGGAGGUGCCGGUGAACCGCAUAGUGUCCCACCCCGAGUUUGACCCGCGGACCUUUCACAGCGACCUCGCCCUGGUGCAGCUGUGGACGCCAGCGAGCCCGGCGGGGGCCGCGGGCCCCGUGUGUCUGCCCCGGGGACCCCGGGAGCCCCCCGCCGGCACCUCCUGCGCCAUCGCGGGCUGGGGGGCCCUUUUCGAAGAUGGGCCGGAGGCUGAGGCGGUGAGGGAGGCCCGCGUGCCCCUGCUCAGCGCAGACGCGUGCCGCCGGGCCCUGGGGCCCGGGCUGCGCCCCAGCACCAUGCUCUGUGCCGGCUACCUGGCCGGGGGCAUCGACUCGUGCCAGGGUGACUCUGGAGGCCCCCUCACCUGCUCUGAGCCUGGCCCCCGCCCCAGAGAGGUCCUGUAUGGGAUCACCUCCUGGGGGGACGGAUGCGGGGAGCCGGGGAAGCCAGGGGUCUACACCCGCGUGGCCGUGUUCAGGGACUGGCUGCAGAAGCAGAUGAGCGCGGCCCCCUCCAGCCGCGAGCCCAGCUGCAGGGAGCUUCUGGCCUGGGACCCGCCCGAGGAGCCGCCGGCAGACGCCGCCCCGCCCUGCGCCUUCUACGCCCGCCUGUGCCCCGGGCCCCAGGGCGCCUGUGCGUCCCUAGCGCAUCAGCAAUGCCUGCAGCGCCGCCGGCGAUGCGGUCAGUCCCGUCCCCCGCGCUGGGCGGGGGAGCAGGGAGCCUCCUCGCCCACGCCUGGCCGCCAACCGCACCCCGUCCCGCCCGCAGAGCUGCGCUCGCUGGCGCACACGCUGCUGGAGCUGCUGCGGGGCGCCCAGGAGCUGUUCGGCCCGAGCCCAGGGAUGCGGCGCCGGGCCCGCGCCCUGGCUCGCCCCGCUCCGUCGCCCCGGGAGACUCCUAGGCACCGCGCCCCCGAGCAACGGCUGCACCCAGGAUCACCGGCUGCAGGGACCCUAUUCCCCAAGCGGAGGCCGGAGCAGCGUGGAGACUCGCGAGACUGCCCUGGCCUGGAGCCCCUGCGACAGAAGUUGGCCACCCUCCAGGACACCCAUGCCUGGAUCCUUCAGGUCCCCCCAGAGCGCCUGGCCAUGGACUUCCAGGAGCUCCUCCACCCCCACGCUGCACCUGUCCCCUCUGCCACUCACCCGCAUUCCCCAGCCCAGUGCACAGGAGCAGAUGCAGGACCUAGUUGGGGAGACAGGAUGGAGGGGCCUGUGUUAACGCUGGGACUGCUGGCCGCCCUGGUUGUCUGUGGCUGCUGGGGUCUAAACGAGGAGGAGCGGCUGAUCCGGUACCUGUUUACGGAGAAGGCCUACAACAAGGAGCUCCGGCCUGUGGCUCGCAAAGAGGACAGCGUGGACGUCUCCCUGGCCCUCACCCUCUCCAACCUCAUUUCCCUGAAAGAAGUCGAGGAGACCCUCACCACUAAUGUGUGGAUUGAGCACGGCUGGAUGGACAGCCGGCUGCAGUGGGAUGCCGAGGACUUUGGGAACAUCAGCGUCCUGCGUCUGCCCCCGGACAUGCUGUGGCUCCCAGAGAUUGUGCUGGAGAACAACAAUGACGGCACCUUCAAGAUUUCCUACGCCUGCAACGUGCUGGUCUAUCCGUCAGGCCAAGUGUUCUGGCUGCCGCCUGCCAUCUUCCGCUCUUCCUGUCCCAUCUCCGUCACCUACUUCCCCUUUGACUGGCAGAACUGUUCCCUCAAGUUCAGUUCGCUCAAGUACACGGCCAAGGAGAUCACCCUGAGCCUGAAGCAGGAGGAAGAAGACAAGCGCUCAUACACUGUGGAGUGGAUCAUCAUCGACCCCGAGGGCUUCACAGAGAAUGGGGAGUGGGAGAUAGUGCACCGGCCAGCCAAGAUCAACAUGGACCCCAGUGCCCCGCUGGACAGCCCCAACCACCAGGACAUUACCUUCUACCUCAUCAUUCGCCGAAAGCCACUCUUCUACAUCAUCAAUAUCCUGGUGCCCUGUGUGCUCAUCUCCUUCAUGAUCAACCUGGUCUUCUACCUGCCAGCCGACUGUGGCGAGAAGACGUCAAUGGCAAUCUCAGUGCUGCUGGCACAGUCUGUCUUCCUGCUGCUCAUCUCCAAGCGGCUGCCGGCCACAUCCGUAGCCGUCCCCCUCAUCGGCAAGUUCCUGCUCUUCGGCAUGAUACUGGUGACCAUGGUCGUGGUGAUCUGUGUCAUCGUGCUCAACAUCCACUUCCGCACGCCCAGCACCCACGUGCUGUCCGAGGGGGUCAAGAAGCUUUUCCUAGAGACCCUGCCCAGGCUCCUACACUUGUCCCUCCCCGAGGAGGACAGCCCCAGCCCCGGGGCCCUGGUCCGGAGGAGCAGCUCCCUGGGUUACAUCUCCAAGGCCGAGGAGUACUUCUCGCUCAAGUCCCGGAGUGACCUCAUGUUCGAGAAGCAGUCAGAGCGGCACGGGCUGGCCCGGCGCCUCGCCACAGCACGCCAGCCCCCUGCAGGCUCUGAGCAGGCCCAGCAUGACCUCUUCAGUGAGCUGAAGCCAGCUGUGGAGGGGGCCAACUUCAUCGUCAACCACAUGAGGGAUCAGAACAACUACAAUGAGGAGAAGGACUGCUGGAACCGGAUAGCCAGCACAAUAGACCAACUCUGUCUGUUUGUGGUGACGCCCACCAUGGUGGUGGGCACGGCCUGGAUCCUCCUGCAGGGGGCCUACAACCAGCCCCCACCCCAGCCUUUCCCCGGGGACCCCUUCUCCUACUUGGAGCAAGACAAGCGUUUCAUCUAGAGGGCCUCCCUGCCUGGCCUGGCCCAGCUCCCCGGGCUGCUUCGGAGGGGCUUUGCGCCUUCAGGGGUGGGCCUUCAGGGUGACAGGGAGCUGUGUGGACAGGGGUGUCUGAGAAAGGACGUGCUCCUCUUAGGGAGGCAACUCCUGGCCCUGAGACGUGAGCCCAGUUGUUCCGCACGGUGGAGGUGGGGGUGAGCUGUGCCUCCCAAGACGAGGAAAGGUGAAGCCCCACUCCUCAAUGAAUAAAGAUAGGAGCCACUGAGAAGGUCUGAGAGUGGACACUGGCUGGUGGGUGGGGCCGGACGAUUUUGGGGGAAACAGGGGCCUAGCUCAAGGGCCAGGGAAAAUGUCAUUCAGGCUGGCCUUUUGGGACCCCUCUGUGAAAAAGUGGCCUCUUCUUGCCUCCCCUUCUUCUAGGUGGGGGUAGAGCAGGUGGGCUCCUGUGCCCUCACUGCCUGGUUCCUACAGCUGUCAACCCUCAGCCUUGGCUUCUGAGGCCCCCAGGAGCCUCCCUUUCCAGACCCCUUAGGGAAGGAGGUUUUGGGCAGAGGUGGGAGCACCAAUGUUUGAGAAUGUCCUUCCCAGCUCUUUCUGCUUCAGUCACUCUGUCUGGGUCCCUGUAGGGAGCUGAGGACUAGGGCAGGAGGAUUGGGCCCAGCAGCUACCGAGGCCAGAGGUCAGCCCAUCAGCUCACCCGGACUACCCCAGGCCCCAGAUCUCAGCCCUUCCCUAGAGGGUCCCCUUGGGGUCUCCUAUUCCUCUCCUCCAAAGUAGGGUUGCCAGGCAAAACUAAAAAAAUUAUUUAUAUUUAUCUGAAAUUCAAAUUUAACUGUGCAUUUUAUAUAUUUAUUUGCUAAAUCUAGCAACUUUACCCCAAAGGGGACUUCAUCAAUCUUAUCCUAAGGGCCAAAGCCUGAAGCUGGAGGAGCUGGAGGAGGUUCUGUGAGGUCCCCCACCU
Molecule: messenger RNA, 3845 nt
Organism: Pipistrellus kuhlii (Kuhl's pipistrelle)
Lineage: Eukaryota; Metazoa; Chordata; Mammalia; Chiroptera; Vespertilionidae
Product: acetylcholine receptor subunit delta
Exons: 19
Coding region: 428-2887 (819 amino acids)
Biological process (GO): chemical synaptic transmission; nervous system process; proteolysis
Cellular component (GO): postsynaptic membrane; synapse; neuron projection
Molecular function (GO): serine-type endopeptidase activity; transmembrane signaling receptor activity; acetylcholine-gated monoatomic cation-selective channel activity
Source: RefSeq, a predicted model, not a curated record